GAAGCUAAGGUCACACUCAUUCGGGAUUGGAGCUGUUCAGCGCGCGCAGUAAGCCACAGGAAACCAGAGAGUCAGCGCCGGAAAGAGAAACCUUCCAAGAUGUCUCUGUCAAAUAAGCUCACCCUGGAUAAAGUGGACGUUAAAGGAAAGCGUGUAGUUAUGAGGGUUGAUUUCAAUGUUCCAAUGAAGGACAAGGCCAUUACAAACAACCAGAGGAUCAAGGCUGCACUUCCUUCCAUCCAGCACUGUUUAAACAACGGAGCCAAAUCCGUGGUGCUGAUGAGCCACUUGGGCCGGCCCGAUGGUGUACCCAUGCCUGACAAGUACUCUCUGGAGCCUGUGGCUGCAGAACUCAAGAACCUGCUGGGAAAAAAUAUUACGUUCCUGAAAGACUGCGUUGGUGCAGAAGUGGAGCACGCCUGCGCUGAUCCUCCUGCAGGUUCUGUCAUUCUUCUGGAGAAUCUGCGCUUCCAUGUGGCUGAAGAAGGCAAGGGCAAGGAUGCUGCAGGAAACAAAACCAAAGCAUCCCAGGAAGAGAUUAAUGCUUUCAGGGCCUCCCUGUCCAAACUGGGCGACAUCUACGUUAACGAUGCCUUCGGAACAGCACACAGAGCACACAGCUCUAUGGUUGGAGUCGAUCUGCCUCAGAAAGCUGCAGGUUUCUUGAUGAAGAAGGAGCUGGACUACUUUGCUAUGGCCUUGGAGAAGCCACAGAGACCAUUCCUGGCCAUCCUUGGGGGGGCCAAAGUGAAAGAUAAGAUUCAGCUGAUCAACAACAUGCUGGACAAAGUGAACGAGAUGAUCAUCGGCGGCGGCAUGGCCUUCACCUUCCUCAAGGUCCUCAAGAACAUGGAGAUUGGCACUUCCCUGUUUGACGAGGAAGGAUCCAAAAUCGUCAAGGACCUGAUGGCGAAAGCUGAGAAGAAUGGAGUCAAGAUCACACUUCCUGUCGACUUUGUAACUGCAGACAAGUUUGAUGAGGGAGCCACAACAGGAACAGCUGCAGUGGCUGAUGGCAUUCCAGCAGGUUGGAUGGGUCUGGACUGUGGGCCUGAGAGCUCCAAGCUGUUUGCUGAGGCUGUGAGCAGAGCUAAGCAGAUUGUUUGGAACGGACCUGUUGGUGUGUUUGAGUGGGAUAACUUCGCCAAGGGAACCAAGAACCUGAUGGACAAAGUUGUGGAGGUGACCAAAAGUGGCUGCAUCACCAUCAUCGGUGGUGGAGACACAGCGACCUGCUGUGCCAAGUGGGACACGGAGGACAAAGUGAGCCAUGUGAGUACAGGAGGUGGAGCGAGUCUGGAACUGCUGGAGGGAAAAGUGCUACCUGGUGUAGAUGCUCUCAGCAGCAUUUAAACAUCUGGCACAUCAUUCACCAGAGCUGUGAACCUGUAUCCUGAAGAGUCUCUCGCUACACACUUGUUCAUUUCUAUCAGUUUACAGAGCCACAAAUGUCCCGUCUCUAUUCAACCAACAGUAAACAUUUACUGUACUCUGCUUUAGUAACUCUGCUAAUUUUUUUUUUUUUUCCCUGCUCCUGUUUACUCCAUUGCUAACGUAAGGCCUCAGCUAUGCAGUUAGCACACCGUGUCCUUCUGAUCAGUUUUCCGCUAAGGAAUGCGUGAUGCUCCGGCUUUACUUUCAGUAUCGGGUCAUUGGUCUCGCCUGCUGAAGUGUUAGUGUGUUCGUGUUCUCUUUAUAUCACCCCUAACUGUAUUCAGCAUACAAAGAUGAAAACGUGGUGUGUGUUGUAACCAUAGAGAUCUUAUUAGGCACCCCUUAAACGAUGUUAAGACUGUAUGUGAAACUGUAGACACUGUUGCACUUCUCAUCCUGGCCCUAGGGCUUGUAAAAUAAAUGGGCUGCUCAGAAGAUAUGUGCGGUCUUUAAUGGACUAUAAAUAAAAGUUUUAAAAAGUU
Neoarius graeffei (lesser salmon catfish) is the source of this 1916-nucleotide messenger RNA. RefSeq names its product phosphoglycerate kinase 1 (gene pgk1). The record is from RefSeq and is a predicted model, not a curated record. The transcript has 11 exons. The coding region runs from base 100 to 1353 and encodes 417 amino acids. Gene Ontology annotation, biological process: gluconeogenesis; glycolytic process. NCBI's taxonomy places the organism in Eukaryota, Metazoa, Chordata, Actinopteri, Siluriformes, Ariidae. Gene Ontology annotation, molecular function: phosphoglycerate kinase activity; ATP binding; ADP binding. Gene Ontology annotation, cellular component: cytosol.